UUGAUUGAUAUUGCUGAUUCGAAUAGUUUAUGUAUAUUGUGCAAUUUGCAAUUUUCAUUUGAAUGCAGAAUUUUUUUUAAAGAGAUAAUCUUUCAUAUAUGAAGAAUCUAUUUAAAGCUGUAAUAACUACUGUCCAAAUAACUUCACUUAUUCAUAUUUUAGUAAAAUAUGUAGGGAAUAUUGUUCAAUGUAGUGGGUCUUCAAUGCAGCCUACUAUAAACACUGGAGAUAUUGUACUAGUCGAACAUAUAUCUAUAUUGUUAAAUAAUAUAGAAAAAAAUGAUAUAGUUAUAUCAAAAUCACCUCAAAAUCCUAACAAUUAUGUGUGUAAGAGGGUUAUAGGCCUUGAAGGCGAUUUACUUUACAAUAAUAAUCAUAUUUCAAAAGGUUAUGUUUGGCUUGAAGGAGAUAACAAAACUAACUCAUUGGAUUCACGAGUUUAUGGCCAAUUGCCUUAUGGCUUGCUCUGUAGCAGAGUUAUUAUGAAAAUACCAGUAAAUACAAGAUACUCUUGAAAAUUUUUAUCAGCGAUGCAAGAUAUAAAUAGAAAAAAAUUACGAUACUUUCAUAUACAUACAAUUAAGAUUUUUAUUGAAAAAAUUUCCUAUUUCCUAUGAAGUGUCGUGCUCAGAUUGACUGAGGGGCUUUAAAAAACGAAAACGAAAUGGUGAAUUUUAGCUUCCUGAAGGCUAAGGAAAAAAAGAUAAGAUUGAAAGAUUAAAUAAAUGUGUUAGUUUAGGUUAAAAAGGUUUAGUGAGAUAUGGGGUAGGGUUAAAAUAUAAUUAAAAUAUUAUUUUCAAUGCUAUCCAAAAUAAGGUCCUUGAGUUCAAAUCCUUGUCAGGGAAUUCCCUUUUCUUUUUAAUUCAUAAUUUAUGAGAAUAUAGGGCUGGCAACAAUACCAAUAUAAAAUUAGAUAUUGAUAUUUCCCGCCUACUUUGGCGAAUCUUGAGGCAGUAAUAUAAUUUCGAGUUAAAGUCUUUAUUUAUUUACCAAGUGAUAUAUAUUUUUUUGUUAUAAUUUUCCGCAAAAAUAUCUUUUUUAGGAUAGUCUAACAGAUAUAGCUAAUACCUUUCAUGUUUAUUUAUUAAUUAUAAGGAGGAGCUUGGAACAGAACGUUCUCAUUACUUUCCGAGAACAUAACUUGGGGAAUAUUAUGAGCAUACAACGAUAUUAAAAAUUUAAUUUAUUACAUAAUUUUA
Molecule: messenger RNA, 1199 nt
Organism: Gordionus sp. m RMFG-2023
Lineage: Eukaryota; Metazoa; Nematomorpha; Gordioida; Chordodea; Parachordodidae
Product: mitochondrial inner membrane protease subunit 1-like
Exons: 6
Coding region: 99-515 (138 amino acids)
Cellular component (GO): mitochondrial inner membrane peptidase complex; membrane
Molecular function (GO): serine-type endopeptidase activity
Source: RefSeq, a predicted model, not a curated record